Messenger RNA from Dermacentor andersoni, 6190 nucleotides. Its product is annotated as MFS-type transporter SLC18B1-like. Lineage: Eukaryota; Metazoa; Arthropoda; Arachnida; Ixodida; Ixodidae. Gene Ontology annotation, molecular function: transmembrane transporter activity. The record is from RefSeq and is a predicted model, not a curated record. Gene Ontology annotation, biological process: transmembrane transport.
GACUGCACAAUCUGUGCCAAAAGUUAAAUGUUUUCAAAGUACAGGCAAGCACAAACAUAUAAGUACUAAAUAAAUAAAUUGGCAUUGCAAUAGCUCAAAGAAACAUGCGACAGGUAUAUUAUUAAUUUGGCACACAUAUAAGAUGCAACAAAAGUUACCACAUGGCUAAUAUGAAUAGAACUUGACAGAUUCAUUAACGAAACAAGCAAAAAAAAGCCUGGUUAUUUGCUUUCCAGCCACUUACGAAAUGCCCUCACUGCAGUUUUGGUUUUUGCAUCAGCUCGAGGCGAGGCUCACACUUUGGAACUUCUCUUAACCGCACUAUGUACACACAUACACACACGGCUGCCGCUGCCCAAUGAUUGGCAGCUGAUAUUUCUGAUAGGCCAGUGAUAAGACACAAGUGGGUAAGUGCAGCUGUGAUAAGGGAACUGCACGGAAUAAUGCUUGCAGGAGCAGCCUUCGAAUGCCGCACGGAUCGAAGCCAAUGACAUUCUGAAGAGCUGCUAAUGGUUCUCCUUUUCAUGAGGAAAGAGCGACAGGACACACUGCUGAGGACAUGCAGGAGCCACAAAAUGUCAAGGAUGAUGUCAAGGAUGAUGGCAUAUCUAUGCCAUCAGGCAUUGAACAUAACGAAGACACAAUGCAACCACAUACAACCAGUGAUUCAGCUGGCAUUCCUGGUACAUCAGAAGUAAAUGCUGCACCACCAUCAAAUGCCUCAGACAUUUUAACUACAUCUAAGGCUACACCUCAGGGACCAGCAGGCGGCAGCCAAGACGAGGCGACGUCAGCUCCCCUUCAAGACAAAGAACAAGUACAAGCUGGGAAUAACAACUCAGAGCAAGCGUCAAUAAACAAACAAGAAGGCAAACCAAGCCCAAAUGAAAUGAGUUCAGGGCAACUACCUGGCCUACAUGACACGCAAGCAGUUUCACAGCCACAAGAUUCUACAGCUGUUAAAUUAAGCAGCCCGGCAGAAGAUGGUUCAAACAAAUCUUUGCCAGAAAACGCCCAGCGUUCCACAGAUGACGUCCAAGAGGUUGUUGGAACAGAGAGUCAGUAUACUAGCCCAAAUCAGUUGGGAAUGUUGGAGCGCAGUGCAUCCGAUACCGAAAUUUGCAGUUCUUCAAAGGCAGUGAAGGGCAUGGAUCUUGACGCUGUUUUUUCAAAGUCACUCGAAUGUGUUGCUGUGCCUGUCAGGCAGAAUUCAUUAGAUAAUGACCUUUCCAAACGGCCUCAUCAUCAUCGUGGAACCAUGAUGCGGUCUCGGACACUGUCAGUUGUGUCUCUGCUGUCCACUCGCGGCACGGCAAAGUUUCGCCUCUCAAGAAGCCAAAAGCUCACUUUGUUCUGCCUCUGUUUAGUAAACUUUACAAGCUACAUCAGCUAUUCUGUGAUUGCGCCAUUCUACCCACAAGAGGCAACUUUCAAGGGAAUGCGAGAAGCUGUGUCUGGAUUCGUCUUCAGUGUUUAUGCAUUAACAAUGAUGGUGUUUUCACCCAUCUUUGGAAAACUGGUUCCCAUCUUAGGAGCAAAGCUCAUAUUCUUCUCUGGCAUCUUAUGCGCUGGAGGAGCAAAUAUCUUGUUUGGUCUCCUUGACUUGGUUGAAGACACCCUCAUGUUCACCGUGCUGUCAUUUCUUGUCCGGAUUCUAGAAGCACUUGGAGCUGCGGGUUUCUCCACGGCAUCAUACUCAAUAGUCCUUCAUGUGUACCCUGACCACAUCAGUACUGUCUUUGGUAUUAUUGAAACAGCAGUUGGUGUUGGAAUGAGUAUUGGCCCUGCAAUAGGUGGUGCUCUCUACAGUGUUGGUGGAUUUGGACUUCCAUUUUACAUACUGGGCAGCUGUGUGCUGUUAACAUUCCCAAUAUGCUGGUUUAUCAUGAAGGAUAUUCAAGUGCAAGCUCUAGAAACAAGGAAAGAGUCGUACUUUACUCUCCUCAGAAUACCACAAGUGAUCAUUGUCUCAAUAAUUUUGGUCAUCGGGUCUCAAUCGCAGGGUUUUGUAGAGCCAACAUUGGAGCCCCAUAUGCGACGGGAAUUCGAUGUAGACACCAGCAUUGUUGGUAGCUUUUUUCUAGUGAUGUCAGCUGUUUUCUCCAUAUGCUCUCCUCUUGUCGGUUACAUCUGUAUGAAGACAGAACAACGAAUCCCAAUUAUGAUUGUCGGCUUGAUCAUAAUGGCCGCAGCACAGAUCUUCAUGGGGCCUGCACCAUUCUUGGGCAUCCCAAGCAACCUCUGGGCCACUUUGGCCACAGUUUCAAUCCUUGGUGCCUCCUUUGCCUUUGCCUAUGUACCCACAAUGGAGAGCAUGAUUCGAGCUGCAACUUCUGGUGGCAUGGAAGAGGACAUUGGAACAUAUGCCCUCGUAUCUGGCUGGUGGAAUUCCAUGUACUCCUUGGGCGAAGUUAUUGGGCCAUCAAUUGGAGGUGUCCUGUUGGACUUGAUUGGCUUUCCUUGGGCCAGCACACUUGUAGCAGCAGGAUCUCUGCUGACUGCCUUCAUAGCAACCCUUUACUGGUGUUGCGCAUCUCGUAAUGAACCAGAGUCAUUUUGGUAUGACGGCCAAGCUUCAUCACACGGCAGUUCUGAAGACAGUAGCAGUGUUGUUUCUGAACCACUCGGAGAGACAACAGCUCUUCUUGGGAAAAAGAAGAAAGAUUUGCAUUACAAUUCUCUUUAGCCUAUUCCAAGGCACAAGUCAGCUGCAACAGCAUAAAGAACAACGAAGCUGAGUGACUGCUUGUCACAGAAGAUUAAUUCCUAUAUACAGAAUGUACUGUUGAUAAGGGAGCUAUGUAUAGAUGGUUUUUCCAGUUACAGUGCUGCCUGGUUUGCACUGAAACCUAGCAUAGAAGUUGCAUUUCAUUGUGCAUUUUGUUUAACACCAUUUUUGAAUGCAGUACCUGCUUGUUUACUUCUGAAUAAGUGAGACAAGAACAUUCGUGGCGACGCUGGAGUGAAAAAGCAGUUCUUUCUGCGGAAGCAAUCGAGAUGUUUUCCAUCCUAGAAAGGCAACCCACCUGCCACAGAGGAAAAACAAUGAGAAGUUGCUUUACCCAGUUGCUUAAUGGUGGCAUCGGUCUAAAUUCCGAGAAAAAGAUCUACAUCUUUUAUGGCAGCAUCACAUAAAAUGUGCAAUUUCUAUAUACCCUAGACCAAAAUGGCAAGUACAGCAUCAAAAUAUGUUAUGAAACAAAAUGCACAAUUGUAUGCCACCUCUGUGUAAAGUUUAAGCACAAAUAAGACGGUUGUUUAGUCAGUAAAUCCAUCGAUCAUGGCUCCUUUAUCAAUACAAUGUUCGGCAGCUUACAUAAGGAAGGAAAGAAAGGAAAAGACACUAUUGCCGGAAGGCAAACCUGCAUGAACAGUUUGGGUUGUACUUAAAAAAGGAAGUUCAUAGGCAACCUGCAAAUGAUACAAACAAGCAGACAAUGUGAGCCUAAGUGGAUAAGUGUACUUGUACAUGUAUCAGUAUACUAGUGACAAGAUUUCCAGUGUCUUUGGCAUUACUUGCAGUUCUGCCACGUCGUCGUUUUCUAAAGCAAUGCAUCUUUUUUUAAGUGCGAUAGUGUGAAACCAAACGUGCAAUGUGUAUCAAAAUAUUGUGUCACUGCUGUCUGCCAUUUUUCAUUUGGCGAAAGUUUCAAUUUUGGGAUUUUAGAGAAUAUUGUUGUAGUGUUGUCUCAGUAUAAGCAUGUAUUGCAUGUUUUGCCAAGAAAUUUUAGGAAUUUAAAGUAAUAAAGUGGAUAGUUAGAAGCUUAUUUCAUGAUAUGUGAACAAAAAGAUAUACAUGAACAAGAAACUUCCUAUGCAGCUGUUGUGGAACCCUGUUGUGCUUUUGUUGUUGAGAAUGUAUGUUUUACUGUAAUCGUGUGCAUAUUGCACAAGAUAUGUAUUUACAGACACUUUCGCAUCAAUAUUUGCUGGACAAGAGCCCAAAAGUAAGGCAAUGGCUACAAUGAGGUGCUUAGUAUCAACUCUUCUUUUUCUGUACGAUUGCACUGUUAAAGCUUUAAGAUUUAAAUACCUAAUUGCAAUGUUAAGGUUUCUACUAACAUAGAAUUUUCAGAUUUUUAACAGUGUACAGUGUCAACUUGGCUAAGGUUACAUUUAGAUGGCUGCAUGCAAAUAUGCUGUGUGAAGCCUUGAAUGAAAUGAAUGAAAGCACCUAGAUUCUUCAGUUUUCCACAGCUGAUAUAUUGUGAGGGAGGUCCAUAAAUAGAACAAAUGCCGAGCCUUUGCUCAGGUAGCAAUGUCCUCAUACGUUUUAUAGAGAACUAGAUUGUGAUGUGUCAUGUGUAUUGGUUAAAUGUAACCAGACAUUAAAAAAAGGAGGAAGUGCGUAGGUCAAUGAGACCAAGGGCAUAUUGUUUGCAUUUGUAUUUAGCAAAUUAGAAAAUAUUUUGUGUGCUUAUUUAGUUACUCUGAUAAGGUGAACUACAUAUUUUAAAUCGUUAUAAAGGGAACUAUCUGUAUUUGAAAAAGCUGUAGAGUGUUCAGAAACACCGAAUGCAGUUGUUCUAGUCAAGUUACCCUUUGUAUUGUUUCUUGCAGUCUCUGAUGAAAGCUUAUGAAAUUGUUGGCAACUCUUCCCAAGCUUACGGGUAGUGGACUAGUGGAGCUUGCAAAUUGCUACAGUCACUGGUAUUAAUGGUUGUUGAAAACGCACAUGUGACAGGAGUAUGGCCUUUCUGAAGUAUCACACGGAAUAAGAACAACCUCUCUGGGCCUUUUUUUUUCUUCAUAAAAUCUGCUUUCGUAACCCACAGUCAAAGUUGUGGGCAACUUCACUACUGUGUACAUCUCUUUUUGCAUAAUAUAUCAUAUACUCAAGAACCAAGCUUGCCACACCAACACAUACGCUCAACUUUCUUCCUACAUGAGGCAGCUUCAGACUAGAACUACCUGUGCGCUUUCAUUAUCAGCAAUCAUGACCAUACUUAAUUCAAAACAGCCAUUUUUAACAUUGUGUAAGCGAACACACAACGCAUCUCUGUAGAGUUGAAUAUGCUCCGAUAGUAUUUAAAUAAAUAAAACGAAUACAAGAAUAAGGACGUCACUGUGCACUUAUGCACCAAAAUCGUAGCCAAUUCCUUUAUCUAUUUAUGAAGCUCUGCUACCUGCCACAAGGAAAUAAUAUGCCUCAGCACGGAAAGUAAGUCGAAGAGCUUCGUCGGCAACUUUGACAUGAAGUUGGAAAGAAACCACAGCCUUAACUGAUAAGCCGUAAAUGAGCAAUAAAAGCCAGGCAAAACACUCUUGUCCACUUCUUUUGCAUGCUUAGGCUCUUCUCUGAAUAACUGAGAACACUGCAACUCAAGCAUGCAAGCACUGACUGAUGGUCUAGUAAGCUCAUGAUUACAUGGAAGAGAGCGCUACUGGAUGAGAUGACGAGCACACAGAUAUAGUGCCAUGUAGGCGUGCUCUUGUUUCAGCCCAUCUGUUACCAAUUUUAUUUUUCAGUCAACCAAGCGAUACAGUAACAUUCUUAAUGCAUUCGCUUUUUUUUUUUUUUAAGCCUAGAAGAGGUCGCUUAUAAUGCAACUUCACGAUGGAAGAAAAAUUUAAAACCAAGUGCCUACAAAAGCUACUCCAGGUUUCUCAGAACCACAACUAGCAUUACACCACUUGUGAUGUCUAACCACAAUGUAUCAAAUCUUUACUAACUUCUGAGUGAAGCGUUGCGACAUUUGACACAAUCCUAAAUCAACCUUGAACAAAAUCUAUGAUGUCAUUUCAUUAACUGCAUGCACUAGCUUUGUAUUAUUGCAGAGCAGUCAGUGUACGGGCAGAUGCAAACUUUCAUUUCACGACCAUUUGCUGGCAUCUCUAAAGCUAUAUUGUGCAGAGCAUGCGUUCAUGCAAAUGCCUCUCUUGCCAAUUUUCAGAGUGACAUCAAUGUAUAUCGCGUGUGCAUCCAUCACCAAGUAGUCCUCCGAUUACACCUUACUAAAAAAUCUCAUGUGCAGGGAUUCUCAUGUACACCCAUGAGCAAAGCUACACUAAUUGGGGACUACUCUGUGAUAAAGCAUUUUCUUUGCUGCCUAUGCAUGCGACUUCAGAUCGAGUACUACUUGCACUGUUUGCACUACUUGCACAACUUACCAUUACAAUUUCCAGUACACCAGUCAAUUUAAGUUUGUGCAUCUCAGUUGGGAAUAAAUUUAGUUUUUUUUUGUCUUGC